AUGGGAAUGACGAGCGGCAAAUGGAUGCUGUUCUCGAAUCCAUCUGAUCUAGCUCGCGUUUGGCGAAUCGUUGCUACUGCGACUGCAGAUGGCAAGCUUGGCCCUGUCUCAAAGGUUGGUACCCUGGGUCCUGCCGAGCCGAGCACACUCGUCUGCAUAUACACUUACGACUUCAGUGACUUCGAAGACGUUCGUCGCGUUCUUCAAGAGAUUGUUGACCUUGGGCUUUGUCACGCCGAUGGCAAGCCGCUGUACUACAAGUGCGAUGCAUACACCCACUUGGCCAUGUCGUCUGGCAAUCCAUACAAGCUAAGAGCCAGUCUGUAUUCGAGUAAGGAGAUCUUGCACAAUGAUGUGAAAGCGCUGGAGGGUGGUCCAGUAGCGAGAAUGAAGAAACCCACCGACAAGAAGAUGACCGACUUCUUCCAGAUGUUCGCAGGCGAUGGCGCUUUGUAG
Ramularia collo-cygni is the source of this 456-nucleotide messenger RNA. RefSeq lists its product as uncharacterized. The record is from RefSeq and is a predicted model, not a curated record. The transcript has a single exon. The coding region runs from base 1 to 456 and encodes 151 amino acids. NCBI's taxonomy places the organism in Eukaryota, Fungi, Ascomycota, Dothideomycetes, Mycosphaerellales, Mycosphaerellaceae.